Molecule: messenger RNA, 1688 nt
Organism: Spodoptera litura
Lineage: Eukaryota; Metazoa; Arthropoda; Insecta; Lepidoptera; Noctuidae
Product: UDP-glycosyltransferase UGT5-like
Molecular function (GO): UDP-glycosyltransferase activity
Source: RefSeq, a predicted model, not a curated record
GAACGUAAAAAGCAGUACAGGAAAACGUCUAACAAUAAAAAUAAGUAUACAUAUAUAAACAGUUUCAUAAGCGUACAUGCAUUAGUAUGCCGGCAUAACUGGCCGCGAUACGAUGUCGGCGUUACAUUUAAUCGCGUGUUCUAUUUUGAUAAUAAGUGCAAGCGAAGCUGCAAAAAUCCUUGCCGUAUUUCCAGUGCCAUCCAUAUCACACCAAGUGGUAUUUCGCCCUAUAACUCAAGAACUAGCCAAAAGAGGUCAUGAAGUUACCGUCAUCACGCCAAAUCCAGUCUUCACCAAAGGAGAAACAUUGCCAAAUCUAACUGAAAUUGACGUUCAAGAUAUUUCCUACAAAAUAUGGCAAGAACAUUUCAUGAAAGAAGCUUCGAAAGGGAAUAAGGAUGACAUGCAUUCUGCUAUGGAUAUAAUUUUGAGGACAUUUAUUUUGGUUGUCGAGGCACAGUUGAAGACGGAUUCUGUGAAAAAAAUCAUAAAUGAUAAAGAAACUAAAUAUGAUUUGCUAAUGAUUGAAGCUUGCGUGCCGCCUGCCUUGGCUUAUUCUUACAUAUUUAAGAAUGUACCCGUGAUUUUAGUGAGUUCUUUAGGAGCUGCGCCUGGUAAUUAUGAAGUGAUAGGAGCUGCUGAUCAUCCAUUCCUCUACCCAUCAGUUUUAAGACAAAGACUACAUAAUCUAAGUCUUUGGGAAAAGGUAACAGAGUUGUAUAGUCACUUAAAAACAGUGCAAAUGUAUUCAAGGAAUGAAGCAAAGGCGAAUGAAAUGCUUAGAAAACAUUUUGGUGAUAAAAUUCCUAGUAUUAGUGAAUUGGCAAAUAAUGUGGAUAUGUUGUUCCUGAAUGUGCAUCCUGUGUUUGAGGGGAUUAGGCCAGUGCCUCCAUCUGUAGUCUACAUGGGAGGGUUGCAUCAGAAACCUCCGAAGGAACUUCCAGCUGACUACCAAUCAUACCUGGACUCUUCGAAGAAUGGCGUAAUCUACAUCAGCUUCGGUACAAACGUAGCUCCAUCUAUGCUCCCACCAGAGAGAAUUCGGAUCCUAGUCAAAGUAUUCUCGCAACUGCCCUACGACGUGCUAUGGAAGUGGGACAAGGACGAACUGCCAGGACGCUCUAAAAACAUCAGAAUAUCAAAAUGGCUGCCACAGUCUGAUCUUUUGAGGCAUCCAAAAGUGAAGCUCUUCGUAACACAAGGAGGUCUGCAAUCAACGGACGAGGCUAUAACUGCAGGAGUACCUCUGAUUGGAGUACCAAUGUUGGGUGACCAAUGGUUCAAUGUGGAAAAAUAUGUGUACCUCAAGAUCGGACUUCAGCUUUCUUUGGAUACUAUCACAGAAGAAAAGUUUAAGAAUGCUAUUCUUACUGUCAUCGGUGAUGAGAGUUAUCGGCGUAACAUAGAAAAACUGAGAAGUGUGAUGCAAGAUGAACCGAUGGCACCUCUAGAGCGUGCCGUGUGGUGGACGGAGCACGUACUGCGUCACGGCGGCGCGAGACAUCUGCGUGGACCUGCAGCCAACAUGUCGUGGACAGAGUACCUCGAACUAGAAUUAGUUGCGAUCAUCUCUUUAGUCUUAGUUAGCAUAUUAUCAGUAUUUAUAUCUAUUUUAUACUGUUUGUGUAAAAAAUCUAGUAAGAAACCUAGUAUGAAGAAGAAACGUAAUUAAAUGUUAUUGGUUGGUA